Exophiala bonariae is the source of this 1527-nucleotide messenger RNA. RefSeq lists its product as uncharacterized. Gene Ontology annotation, biological process: transmembrane transport. The coding region runs from base 1 to 1527 and encodes 508 amino acids. The record is from RefSeq and is a predicted model, not a curated record. NCBI's taxonomy places the organism in Eukaryota, Fungi, Ascomycota, Eurotiomycetes, Chaetothyriales, Herpotrichiellaceae. Gene Ontology annotation, molecular function: transmembrane transporter activity. The transcript has 3 exons. Gene Ontology annotation, cellular component: membrane.
AUGGCAAAAGAUACCAUCGACGUAGAGUCGAGUGCCGAUCAAGUUGAACAGCCAUCACCAGAAACCGAAGAGUUACUUGUGGGUCGUGCCCCUGAGAUCGCAGAACAAUCAAAGCCAGAUUACACACGAGUUUUCCUGAAGCUAUACGCGGUGGUGUUCCUGAUCAAUCUCGGGUUUCAAGUCCUAGGUCCAGCCCAGGUGCAAAUACUCGAGAGAAUCUAUUGCAAUGAGUGGUACGACAAGCACCCGACCGAUCGAGUAACCUUUCAAAGCCAGAUACCGGAGUCCCUUUGCAAGAUACCCCAGGUCCAGCAGCAGCUAUCGACCCUCAAAGGAUGGGCGGAAUUUUUCGGCGCCGCUCCCGCCUUGAUCGUGAGCAUUCCCGUUGGUAAACUCACAGAUAUCUACGGCCGUCGUAUCUUCGGCAUCGCCACACUCACGAGCCUGUUCCUCGCCCAGCUCUGGACUAUGGCUAUUAUGUGGUUUGAGGGAGCUGUUCCGCUAAAAGCCAUUUGGUUGAGCUCUAUUUUCAGCUUCUUCGGUGGGGGCUCCGCGGGCGCCGAGUUGAUCUUGGUGUGCGUAUUGACCGAUAUCAGUACUGCAGAAGGCCUGACUGUUGCCUUCUUCCGAGUAACUUCUAUGGGCUACUUUGGAAAGGUCAUCGGGCCAAUCAUCGCUGCGACCCUGAUGCGUUUUGACCCUUGGCUUGCAAUAUACACCGGACUCGCAUUCAUUCUUGCGACAUGUCUUCUCAUGUUUUCCAUUCCAGAGACUCUGCCCUCACGAGUUAUGCUUGAAAGCCAUGACAGCGAGCGAGACGGGCAGGAAUGGACUCAGCCACGAACUCUGAGAAGCAAGAUACCCAAGUUUUCCUGGAAGGAUACUCGAGAGUCAUUAAGAGACGUCAUGAAGAUAUGGAGUGACUACAGGUUAAUUUUUGUGGCCUUGACCUACCCCUUCCGGGUGGUAUGCUAUGCCCUGGGCGACCUCACUCAGAGAUAUGUCAGUGACCGAUAUCAUUGGACACUGGCAGAUGCAACACUGGUGUAUGCGAUACAAGCAGCUGCAGCGGCUAUCAUGCUUUUUACGCUCCUACCUAUGAUUUCUCACCAAAUCGACAAACGAUGCUCAUGGAGCAUCAUUCAGAAGAAUGUUGUGCUAUCAAGGGCAUCACUUCUUACUCUCGUGUUCGCUUAUGCAGUUAUUGGGCUCGCCCCGACUGCUCCGAUCAUGAUCAUUGGCCUUUUGAUUGAGACGCUCGCGACAGGUUUCCCCGCGACAACGCGUGCACUUGCGUCGGCACUGGUGGAAGGAGCAGACAAGGGGAGUGUCUUCGCUGUGCUCGCUGUCGUUGAGACCCUGAGUGCCAUGGUGGCUUUCCCUAUCAGUGCAGCAUUCUUCAACUUGGGUCUAGCGAAGGGCGGAGGUGCCUGGCUCGGCUUGCCCUACGAUUCAAUAUCGGUGGUUGCUGCAAUAGCAUUCUUAGCUAUGUGCCUGGUUAGAUUUGAGAGGCGUAUCAGGGUCUAA